AUGGACGGUGGACUGGUUUCAAGUGGUGGACUUCUUGGUUUUGUUUUCUCAAGAAAUCUUGCAACUCUGAGCACUGGUGUGCUCUUUGGAGGUGCUUUGCUAGCUCUCAGCACCUUUAGCUUAAAGAUCUGGAGGCAAGGAAAAUCCAGUUUGCCCUUCAUUCUAGGACAAGCAGCACUCUCAGCAGCGCUUCUUUGGAAGAACUUUCAGAGCUACUCAUUGACAAAGAAAGUAUUUCCAACAGGUUUUUAUGCUGCUAUUAGUGUUGCAAUGCUCUGCUUCUACUCAUAUGUGCUGAUCUCGGGAGGGAACCCACCACCAAAGAAAUUGAAGUCAUCUCCAAGUUUUGCAUCAUGAUGAGAACACCUAAGGUAUGAUUAUUAGAUAUGGAAGGGUAGGAUUUUGUUUGAUUUAAUGUUGUAUUGUGAAUUCAAUGGGGGUUAUUAUAGAUGCAUAAUGUUGAACAUGCUUAUUUUUAUUCGAUUACUAAUUUGAUAGAAUUAUGUAAUUUGUGUAUGGUCCCUAGUCAUAUACAUCUUGUAUACUUGUGUGA
Quercus lobata is the source of this 553-nucleotide messenger RNA. RefSeq names its product protein FATTY ACID EXPORT 1, chloroplastic-like. Gene Ontology annotation, biological process: fatty acid transport. The coding region runs from base 1 to 357 and encodes 118 amino acids. Lineage: Eukaryota; Viridiplantae; Streptophyta; Magnoliopsida; Fagales; Fagaceae. Gene Ontology annotation, molecular function: fatty acid transmembrane transporter activity. Gene Ontology annotation, cellular component: chloroplast inner membrane. The transcript has 5 exons. The record is from RefSeq and is a predicted model, not a curated record.